AUGCCAUUCAUAAACGACUUCAACACUUCCGACUUUGAGCUCCUCUACGAAACUGAACAGGGUAUCUGGUUUGCCACCAAGAGGAACGAAUAUGGCUUCCCGAAAUACAUUGCCCAGCCUCUUAGAAUUCUCGAUGGAUCUGGUCAAGAGGACGCGGAAGAUGCCGCAUUUCACAAACUAAUGUACAACUCGAACCUUGGCGAUGCCAUUGCUCAAAUCUUCAAUCACGAAAACAUCAUCUCCAUCGCCGGCCACAUAAAGACCCAUCCCUUUAUCGGUACCGCUCCAGUAGCUGGCGAACUUCAGCUUAGCCGUCCAAGGAAUUACAUCGUGUGGGACUAUUGCGAUGCAGGAAACCUCAGUGGUAUCUUCCUGUGUAUGGGACGCAGCAGGUCUCCUCCUGAUUUCUAUCUCCCCGAGUCACUCUGCUGGCAUGUCCUGACAUCGCUUCUCAACUCCAUUACAUAUCUCCACGAUGGGAAGCGCCUCUUUCUAGAUACAAAGGCACCGGCUGGAGGAGAACGGCAAUGGCUGCCGGUGGAUCAAGAUUGGAAUCCGAUUUUACACCGUGCGAUUGAACCGAUGAACAUUUUCUUUCAGCAUCCACGGGGUAGUGAAACGUAUGGACUGUGUAAACUGGGCAACUUUGAACAUGCAGCCGUCACGAAUCAUGUCAUUUCUCCCGAUGAUGAAGCAGAUGUUGUGGAUGAAGAUGUAGAGGUCAGCAUAGCAAUGGCUGCGCGGCGAGGGUUUGAGUCGUUGGAUACGUUGCGCCACAAGCUGCGCACAAGUGUUACAGCAGAUACAGCGGACAACUACCCAUACACAAUCGCCGAUGAACUCUUUUCUGUCGGCAAAGUCUUGUUUACGAUGAUGACAGGUGAAAAUUCUCCCUCCUCCGAUAAAUUGUCCAUGACGCGAUACUCGGCGGGAUUACAGCGAGUGGUGAUGGAUCUGUUGAAACCAGACAGCAGGAGAAAAAUCACAAAGGUUCUGCCUCGAACCAAGAUGGUGAUGGAUUACUAUCGAGAGUGGAAGAAUGGCACUGAAGAGGGGAAGAAUUAUAAGGAUAUUGAGGACGGCAUGCUUCCGAGAUAUGAGGCGGAGAUGGAGAUGAAGAUAUGAUGGAGAAAAGAGAAAACGAAUGGGGAUUAAACUGGGCCGCGGAGCUGAGCUAAUGAAACGGGGAUUUUAGCUUCCAGCGCAUGCGGCUAAAGCAGUGGGAGCUGGUGGAAUAUCGCGCAUCCUCACAGGGGGAUCUGCAGAGAGGAUCUUGUUGUUAUAAUGUACGCCGAACAGGUGGAGGAGAGCCUGAUGUUGGUUUUGGA
This is a messenger RNA of Trichoderma harzianum CBS 226.95, 1328 nucleotides long. RefSeq lists its product as hypothetical. NCBI's taxonomy places the organism in Eukaryota, Fungi, Ascomycota, Sordariomycetes, Hypocreales, Hypocreaceae. Bases 1 to 1125 code for a protein of 374 amino acids. Gene Ontology annotation, cellular component: cytoplasm. Gene Ontology annotation, molecular function: ATP binding; protein serine/threonine kinase activity. The record is from RefSeq and is a predicted model, not a curated record. Gene Ontology annotation, biological process: protein phosphorylation. The transcript has 2 exons.